Messenger RNA from Bursaphelenchus xylophilus (pine wood nematode), 6495 nucleotides. The record is from the annotation of a GenBank genome assembly. Lineage: Eukaryota; Metazoa; Nematoda; Chromadorea; Rhabditida; Aphelenchoididae.
AUGGUGGCGCUAGAGACAUUGGAAACAUAUUUUGCCGAGGAAUCCAAGCCUCUAAUCUUGGUCUAUGCAAUAAGCGGAACGGUGAUGAUGCUGCUCAUCGUCGCUGUCGUAUUUUUGAUCCAUUCAAGAAGAACAAGGCUGAAUUGGUAAGCAAAUCGUUUUUUAUUUGUUUUUAAAAUACGGUUAUCCUCUUUCUUUCUGCCCUUGGAGGGUAAUGUUUGUUUCCACAAAAAAAUCAAUUUUUUCCUCACAAAACUAACAGGGGAAGUACUCCAAGUGCUACGCUCAGAUUUUGAUGAAACUAGGCCUAAAUUUAGAACAAUUUUUUCUAAGAUAUAUGCGAGAAUCCCAGUUCGCGCUUUACAGAAACAACCGAGAUUUUUAGAUCGAAAGUCGGCCAAAAUUUAGGACUUUUUGCCGAAUUUCGGCACGGAAAGUUUCAUGCCUAUCUCUACCGUUUCUACAAAAGAUCAAAAUUUUCCGCACGAAACUGCCAAAGUUAUGGCCAGAAAGCAUUUUUCUCUCUGACCGCUCUCCACGUUUAGCGUGCUCUCUCGGCGGCAAAAAUCGUUCGAUAUCUCGGCGGCGCCCGCAAAGCGCGAGCUAAAACUUUCAGGAAUUGAUAUUUGGUCCAUACCCGACGUGUGUGCGAAAUUUAAAGAAGUUCUGAGCGUCGCACUUGGACUACUUCCCCUGUAAGUAGCAAAGAUACGGCCAAAAAAGUGUUUUUUUUUUCUCUACCGUUCUUUUGUAUAUUCUCCUAGCAGCAAAGAUCACUGAAUAUCUCGGGGGCGUCUGCAAAGCUCGGGCUAAAAUUUUCGGGGAUUGACAUGUGGCAUGGACCUAAAGUGUGUGCAAAAUUAAAAGAAAAUCUUGAGUGUCGCACUUGGAGUACUUCCACGACAAACCGGGGCAACCCAAGCUGUCGUAACUGUUUUUGAAUUCUUAAAUUUACCUAUGAUUUGUUUUCAUUCCCUUCCGCAAGCGCCUGACCAAACUUUCUGCCUUUUUUAGCCGUUUCUAUUACGAACCUUUCGUUGUAAAUUUAGUUCCUCUGACAUUUCAUGCAAAAAGAAAAAAAAUUUCCCCUAAAAAAUUGUAAAGAUCUCUCCUUGUACUUCCUAUUUACAACAAACCCCAGCCCUACAAUUCUUUGAACACUAAUCUUUACACCCUCUUUACACAAAUUUUGUUGCUUUAGGUACGAGCAGAACCUGCUGGAAAUGGCGCACUCUCCCCCACACUACAUGCGAUGCAAGGCGAUGCCGCGAAUGGACACGGAAGACGAGGAGCGCCUGGAUAUGCCAUAGUAAGUCCUGCAAAAUUAAUGAAGGGGGAAUUACUCUGUAAUUACUCGGAACGGGUAGUUUUUAUCGCGUUCCCAAAAAAAGAAAUUACAGAGAUCGCCAAAAAAGGAAAUUUUUGAGUUGUAAAGUAGUAUUUGUAAGUUGUAAUGGAGGGUUUAGGGGUUCCAGAGAUUAGAUUUAGUACUGCAAUAGCAAAAAUAUGGUUUUGGAGGCAAAAAUUUUUAAAUUUCCGGUUUUCCCGCCAAGUUUUGAAAUCGUUGGCAUUGUGUUGCAACCUAUGAAAACGCAAGAUAGGACUCUCCAGACAAAAAAAAACCUUCUCAUAUCUUCAUUUUGUUAUUUUACUCUUAAAAUUUUUUCGAAUUUCCAAUUUUCCCGCCAAAUUUAUAAAUCCUUGGCAUUGUGCUGCAACCCAUUGAAAAUGAGAAUUAUGACCCUCUAAACAAAAAAAAACUCUUCCUGUCUUCAUUUUUUGAUUUUGGCCUUAAAAUUUUUUGAAAAUUUCCAAUUUUUCCGCCAAAUUUAUAAAUUCUUGGCGUUGUGUUGCAACCUAUGAAAACUCAAGAUUAGGUCCCUCAGGACCAAAAAAGAACUCUUUCUGUCUUCAAUCUUUUUAUUUUACGUGUAUAAAAUUUAGAAAUUUUUGAAUUUCCCGCAAAAUUUUUAACUAUUUGGCAUUGUGUUGCAACUCUUUAAAAUGACAGCAUAAAAUUAAAACUUUAAAAUACGUAGUCGUCAUGAUCUAAUAUGUAUUUUUACGCCAAUGAUUUAAAAAAUUUAUUUGUUCCCGCCAAAUUUUUAAAUUUUGGCAUUAUGUUUCAACCUCUAAACUUAGCCGUUCAAUCCAUAAAAAUCUGAAAAAUCUCUUCUAGCAGCGCUUCCGACAUUGAGCGAAAACAAUCGCGGAUACGACGAGUGAAACGAGAGCCCAUCGGCGAUGUGAGCAACAUGUUCCACGUGCCGAAGAUGACCAAACACACCAGCAUGUUCAGCAAGUUCAGUCAGUCCGACAUUGAUCGAGGACUAUAUACAACUAAUGUAGGUUGAAUUUAGAGGGGUUGUGAGAUUUUUGGAGGGCUUGGAAAGCUGCAAUUUGGGGUCUGUAAAUCUUAUGAUGAUAAAGGGAAUUUUCGUCUAAAAAAUAAAACUUUUUCAUCGCAUGACGAACAGAUUUCCGCUUCGUAUUUCUCCUAAUUGGUCGUUCUGGCCCAUGUUUCAAUCUCUCUGAAAAAUUUAGCUUGAAUGCCAAAAGCAGAGGUGAGAUAUCAGUCUGUCGGGAAAAUAAUGAGCACUCUGUUGCAUCGAAAAUUGCAUCGCGGCCGAGAAAAUGAAUUGUGUCGCGGAGAAAAUCAAAUUGCUUUUGGCUUCAGCGACGCGAUUGGCUUAGCGACAUUGUGCUCAUUAUUUUGCCGACAGACUGAUUUUCAAAAAUCGCUCCAAAAAAUCGAACUUUCGACAUUUUCCGGCUUAAAAAUCUCGGAGAUAUCGGCAAAGUGCGCAGAAAAAAAGCUCGUAUAUCUCUUAGAAAGUCAUAAUCUCAAUUCUGACCAAGUUUUUUUCAAAAUCCGAGCAACUUUUUUUUGGCCGUUUUUUGGCCGAAAAUUGCUUCUGUCGGGAAAAUAAUGAGCAUUCUGUCGCAGCGGAAAUCACAGAGAAAAGAGAAAAAUGACUUGUAUCGUGAAGAAAAUCAAAUUGAUUUUUACUUCAGAGAUCGCACAGCGACAUUGUCCUCAUUAUUUUCCCGACAAACUGAGCGGCCAUAAAAGCGGUUACAUGAAACUUUUAGCUCUAAAAAAUAAUUUUUUCCCUUCUUUUUUGCUAAUAAAUAUUUUUUCCAGGUAGCAGAGUCCUCCUACGACGAGGACUCGGGCUUCUGCGGCUCACUGAAAUUGGCACUCUAUAUGGACACCAACCUCAAUUUGCUGACCGUUUGCCUGAAACAGGCGACCGAUUUGGUGGCCAAACGCCAAGACGGCUACCCCAACCCCUACUUCAAGGUGUGUCUCGACGUUCCCGACCAAACCCGCCCCAAAACCGAGCAACAGACCCGAGUGGCGAAGAACACGUCGUCGCCGGUGAUCGAGGAGGACUUCUUCUUCCAGGUCUCCAUGGAAAAGGUGGGCCAGUCGCGGCUGGAGGUCAUGGUCUACGAUUACGACCAGUUCUCGGUGGACGAGUGCAUCGGCUACUGUUGGCUGACACUGGGACGGGUCGCGAUUUCGACGAUCAAAGAGCAGCCCACCAUCUUUUGGGCCGAAGUCUUGCCUUUUGAUGACGAUUCAGGGGUAAGCUGGAGGCAGAAAAAUGAUGGGAGAAAAUUCAAAAAAUUUUUAAAAGAUAGUUUUUUAUGAGCGGAAAAUGAUUUUUAGACACAAAAAAGAACAAAAGUCGGAAUUCACAAUAGUUUUUGUUAUAAAAUUGUAAAAUUUUGAAAUUUUUGAUUUUUAUGGACAAAAACGUUAAAUUUUAUGCAUUUUUGAUAAUAUUAGGGAGUAAAAACGUAAAUACCGAAAGACAACUUCCUUUGUUAUAAAAAAUGACUUUUUAGACAUUUUCGAAAUUUUUAAUUUUUAUGGACAUAAACGUUAAAUUUUAUGCAUUUUUGAAAAUAUUAGGGAGAAAAAACGUAAAUCGCAAAAAGUAAAAAAUCACAAGUUACAACUUAUUUUGUCAUCACAAAAAUUAUUUUCGUGCUAUUUUGAAUUUUUUUAUUUUUAUGGUCAAAAACGUUAAAUUUUAUGGAUUUCUGAAAAUAUUAGGGAGAAAAAACGUAAAUCCCGAAAAACAAAAUUCUAAAGUCACAAUAGUUUUUGUCAUAAAAAAAAUGACUUCUGUGCAAUUUUGAAUUUUUUUUAUUUUUAUGGACAAAAACGUUAGAUUUAAAAUAUAUUAGGGAGAAAAAACGUAAAUUCCGAAAAACAAAAAAAAACCCAAGUUACGACUUCUUUUGUCAUCAAAAAAGUGAAAAAUCAGAGCGUCGCACUUUGUAAAUUUUCAAAAAAUGAUACGAUUUUUCUCAAAUUUUACAAAAAAAAAUUUUAAAAUACGAUUAUGUUUUCUUUAUUUUUUCUUUACUAAAAACAUUCCAGACCGGCUUCGGCGAGGUCCUCUUCUCCUUGACAUACCUCAGCAAAGCGCAACGACUCACCGUCAACGUCUUCAAGGCGCGGAACUUGAACACCGAAAACAUGGACACGUUCUCGUCGAAUGCGAUCCGCGUUUCGAUCAUGAACAACAGCGAGAAGCGGCUGAAACGGAAGAAGACGUCGAGCAAGAAGAACACGAGGAACCCGCAGUACAACGAGUCGUUGAGUUUUGGGAUCCCGAAGAGCUCGUUGUGCGAUACGAUACUGGAGAUUGAGGUGAGCGGUGUGGCCUAUUCAUUAUCAUCAGUCUGUCGGGAAAAUAAUGAGCACAGUGUCGCUUCGGCGAUCGCUGAAGUGAAAAGCAAUUUGAUUUUCUCCGUGACACAUUUCAUUUUCUCGGCGGCGAUGAGAUUUUUGAUGCGACAGAAUGCUCAUUAUUUUCCCGACAGAUUGAUAAUUAUCUCCCAAAUAACUCAAAAUUUCCAUAGCUUUGCUAUCUGCAUACUCAUGCAAAUUUUUUGAAUUGCUGAGAAGGAGAAUUUUGUUUGGCAUAGCAAAAAGAAUGAGAAUGAAACUAGUUAUCCAAACCGUAUUUUACAAAAAAAUCAAUGCCUUAUUAUUAAUUAAAAAUACUACUGUCACGACUUCACGUGCGAAUUUGCAUAUUCCCACGGAAUGACUGACAAAUUGUUAUAAAAGGAAGAGAAAUCGCCCAAUCAUUAUUAUUAUUAUUUGUUUCUGUCUUUUACCGGUUGUAUGUUGUGUUGUGUUCAAUAAACCGUCGUAUUUUCUAUUGUCUAUUAUAAAGUUGUCUAUGGUCAACUCUUGUGUUGGUGGAGUCAAGUAUUGUGAGUUCAUUUGUGAAGUUGUUUCCUGAGUAUAGUUAGUCGUUUGUCAUAGUUUGUGUAGUCGUGUGUCAUCGUUGUUUGUAUAGUGUGUUUGGGCUUGGGAUCAGAAAUAACAACUAGAACAGGGACCCUUAUACGUGCUCUCACUGAACUCGUGACAUGACGACCACGGCAGGAUUCGAAAAAUAUCCAAAAAACCAUCCGCAGUCGACAGGAUUCGAACCUGUGCGGGCAGAGCCCAAUUGAUUUCUAGUCAAUCUCCUUAACCACUCGGACACGACUGCACACAGCUUUUGGUCGGGAAAUGUAACCGCUUAUUAGAGAGAGUUGGUGUCAAAAACAGUUUUUUUUCUUUUAUGCAUAAAUUCUUCUGUUUAUCAAGCGGAACUUCCAACGAGAACGGAUUGACACAUCAUGACCAUGCACUUGUUGUGAUAAGCUGUUACUGAUUCAGGAGUGAACGUGCAGUCGUGUCCGAGUGGUUAAGGAGAUUGACUAGAAAUCAAUUGGGCUCUGCCCGCACAGGUUCGAAUCCUGUCGACUGCGGAUGAAAUUUUUAGAGAUUUUGGUGGUGUUUUAGUAAAUAAUAAGUGAUAAACUUGUCGUAAAAUACGUUAAGCUCAAUGUAGUUGUUUUUUUGUCAGUCUAUCAAUAAAAAAUCGGAGUGAAAUGGAAAAAUGCUAAUAGAGAAUCAAGGGUUUCGCUUCGGGACUUAUCAGAAAUAAUUUUAAAAAACUGGAAAAAAAUUAAAAAUCAAAAAAAAAUAUUUGGUUUAUCACUCUGUCGGGAAAAUAAUAAGCCUCGAAAAUCGCAUCGCCGCCAAGAAAAUGAAUUGUGUCGCGGAGAAAAUCAAAUUGCUUUUUAUCCUUUAGCGAUCUGCUCGGCGCAGCGAUUGUGCUCAUUAUUUUCCCGACAGACUGAUAAAUUAGGAUUCUUUGCAUGCUUUAUCGUAUUAUGAUACCAACCGUACAAUAAAAAAUGAGAUUUUAAGAAAUUUGCAUAAAUUUGCAUAUUCCAAAAAUAUGCAAUUUUUUCUAAACUACUUUAUAUUGCAACUGAUAACAACUCCCCAAUGUUUUCAUUUCACCCAUUUCUCUUCAGGCGAUCCACGAAUACGGUACCUUCGGGAUGGGCAACAAAGUGCUCGGCCGGAUGGAGCUCCCCCUCCACCAAUGCAAGGACCUGUGGCGGGCGAUAAUUCGCGAAGAGAAGUCGCAAGCGCGAUGGUACCCGUUGGAGGCGCCACCUCGAUAA